GAUGCGCUUGUAAGGAGGGGGAGCCAUGGAUUUAGGAUUUGCAUUUGUUUUAUUAGAGCAAGAGAUCCUCGCAGAAGAAACACCAUGGAGUGACUGACAUGCAGAAUUAAUAGGGGGGGAGACAGACCCUUUUGGUCCAUCGGUGUCUUGUAUUCUGCGUUUUUUGUUUUUGUUUUUUGUUUUUUGGAGCCCCUUGGCGAUCGGUCUUAUUUUCUCUCCGUCAGCGGCUGGUAGGGGAGGCGGAGAGAGAGCCGCGGUGGAAGGCGGCGUAUUAACGCUGUAGCUGGCGUGCAGAAAUAAUUCCUUUUAUUUAUUUUUUUAUUGUUCUUAUUUUUUAUCAUUGUUCUAUUUUGUUUUCGUGGAAUGAAACGGGUCCUUUUGUUUUGCGAUCAGGCUCCCCCAACUUGUGCUUCACUGCAGCAUUUUGCGUCUCUUCCCUCCGUUGCAGAUGAUACGGAGAACCAUAACAGCGGUACCUUCCCACUGCAAUUUUUGGGGGCAAAUAUAAAGAGUGGCGUCGUCUUAUGGCAGAAUAACGAAGAAGGGAGGGGGUCUACAAUUCCUUCCUUAAAAAAAAAGAAGAAACAUUUACAAUGCCUUAUCAUUAGCAGGAAGCAGUGACUGGAUUUAAAAGCCAGCGUCAUCCCUGCUGCAAAAGCUGCUGUUUACCCGCUGAAAAGCAUUUGGGGAAAAAGCAGCGGAUCCCGAUGGCAUGGACACUUAUGCAAGGUCCGCCGCGCUGCCGUGCUACUGCUGGAGCCUACUCGCUUUCUCCUCCUUCAACCCAGGUCCACCGCCAUCGCCCCGCAGCCCAGAGUGCCCUGCCGCAACGCGACCAGCCCCCACCGAGCCAAAGCAGGCGGCAUGAGGCUUGAUCCGGUGCAUCUAUCCAUGCUGCUCAUCGGGGUCUCAUUCGCCUGCUACUCCCCGAGUCUGAAUUCCCUGCAGGACCAAGCUUACAGGUCCGCCGUGGUGAUCGAGGGCAAGGUGCAGUCCACGCCUGCGGGGAACGCGUCCGUGGAGCCGUACCGUGUGAGUGUCAAAGUGCUGGAGGUCUGGCCCCUGAACAGCGGCGGUCUGGAGCGGGAGCAGCUCGUCACCGUGGGGGAGUUCGGAUCCGAGGCUCCGUGCGCCAAAGUGAAAAAGAACCACAAGUACAUCUUUUUCAUGGACCCCACGGACGAGCCCUUGGUUUUCAAGGCAUCGUUCGCGCCCGUUGACACGAGUGGGAAGAACCUGAGGAAGGAUGUGGGGAGGAUCUUGUGUGAGAACUGCGCUGCUGCUCCAAAGUUAAAACCAAUCAAGAAUCCGAUCGUCGUUAGUGAAGGAAACAAGCUUACGGUGAAGUGUGAGGCCACAGGAAAGCCUGUCCCAAUCUACAGAUGGUUUAAAGAUGGCAAUGAGCUGACAAGUAGUCGAAAAGUCAAGAUCAAGUCCAACUUGAAAUCCUCCAAAGUCCAGAUCAACAGAGCGAAACUGGAGGAUUCUGGGAAUUAUACGUGUGUGGUGGAGAACUCGCUGGGGAAGGACAACUCCACUGGCACCGUCAACGUACAAAGCAACGUGGAUUGUACAAUGAGCAACUUCUCUUGCAGCACCACUACAGAAAGGACAAAAGGAACAGUAACCACAACGCUAUCUCCAGGCUCAGGCCAUUCCAGAAAAUGCACUGACAAAGAGAAGACCUACUGUGUGAAUGGCGGCGACUGUUACUUCAUCCCUGGUAUAAAUAAGACUUCCUGCAAGUGUCCAAAUGACUUUACUGGUGAUCGCUGUCAAACCUACGUUAUGGCCAGUUUCUACCAGCAUCUUGGGAUUGAAUUUAUGGAGGCAGAAGAACUCUACCAGAAAAGAGUCCUGACAAUCACGGGUAUUUGUGUGGCUCUGUUGGUGGUGGGCAUCCUGUGUGUGGUUGCCUACUGUAAAACCAAGAAACAAAGAAAGAAGAUGCACAAUCAUAUGCGACAGAACAUGUGUCCUGAACAUCCCAAUCGAAACCUUGCUAACGGACCUAAUCACCCAGGACCCGGCCCGGAGGAAAUCCCUAUGGUGGAUUACAUAUCAAAGAAUGUCCCUGCAACUGAGCGAGUCAUACAGCCCGCGACAGAGCGAUCAUUCCCAGCCAGUCACGCCUCUUCCAGAUCUCACAACUCUUCCACACGAGCCCACUCAUCUACUCAAAGACAUGAGGAACGGACAUGGAGCCUGGAACGUUCUGAAAGUUUCCUCUCUGACUCGCCGGGAAUGAUGUCAUCGUCCGUGGGGACCAGUAAAUGCAGCAGUCCUGCGUGCAUGGAAGCGCGGGCGCGGCGAGCUGCUCACUGUGGUUACUCUGAUCCCCAUCGGCCGGGCCUGCAGUACGGGGACUCGUUCGAUUCGCUGGGAGACUCUCCACACAGCGACAGGUACGUGUCAGCCCUGACAACACCAGCCCGCCUGUCCCCGGUGGAUUUCCAUUACUCGUUGCCCCCCCAGGUGCCUACCUUCCAGAUAACAUCCCCCAAUGCCAGCCACGCCAUGUCGCUUCCUCCUGCUGUCCACAACCCCUAUCCUCCAGAGGAUGACCAGCCGCUGCUGCGCCGCUACCAGGUGCCCCUACAUGAUGCCCAGUGCCAGGAGCCCUACCGGCAGCAGCGCCGCACCUACCUAAAGAACAGCAGGGGCAGCCUGCCCUCCAGCCCCUACCGGCUGGCCGAGGAAGAAGACUAUGAGACCACCCAGGAGUACCUCUCCUCUCGGGAGCAACCAAAGACAAGUGGAUCCAGUGAAACUGGUAGCCGGCGCUGGAGGAGAUCCAGACUGAACGGCCACGUGGCCCCGCGUGGAUACGAGGCAUCUCGGGACUAUGGAUCUCGAAGCUGCCUAACAGAAAGCGAGUCAGAGGAGGAUGGUGAGAGCACUCCCUUUCUCAGUAUGCAGAACAUGAACGCCGAGCCCUCCACCAUCUACAGGCCGGUGGACAGUCGGACUUCUCACUCGUCAGGGUGGCACAGCGGGCGUGGCAACAUGCAUACGAGACUCACACAGUCACGCUCCAAACCGGACAGUACGCCCCAUUAAAGAGUGACGAUGAACCAACAAAAAUCAAUAUAGUAUAGACCUGCAUCUAUAAGAAAUAUUUUUAUUUUAUAUAACUGACAGAUAUUCUAAACAAAUGAAAUAUUUAUUUUCAUUUUAGCAAAAGUUGUCUACUAGUUAACAGCAAAGAAUUUUUUAUAGGGAAAACUCUAUUUAUAUGUACAUUUUGAUUUACAGCAUAAAAAAGAUGUGCCAGUUUUUUCACAACGUAAAAAAAAAAAAAUAGAGUAAUAUUGUGGUGCCUUUUGCUGUUUGCCGAUGCCAGAGGGCCAGUGGAGGUUUUUGUAGCCUUUCUUAUAUGGACGCCUCAUUUUUAUACACAUUUAUGUUCUUUUGUUCUGUCUGAGUUUAUUUUAUUUUUUUUCUGUCUCACUUUCUUUCCAAAAAAAGGCAUUCUUUGAGAAGUCUGUCCCCACUGGAGCAUAACCCCUUCCAUGUCACGCAAUAUAAACCACUUCAACAUAAAGUGUGUGUUUACAUUAAUAUGAUUCGUCCUGUAGGGUUUGGUGGGUCGGGGAUAUAACAGAACGCCUGACAAAUACAAUGUAGAGCAUUUCUGACGUAUGUGCCCUGAAAGACGAAGAAAGAAGAUAGUGAUGUUUGGGUUGAGUGCAGGUACAAAUGAAUCUGUGUGAGCGUAAUGUUGCUUGCAUGCGUUCGUGAAUGUUAGGAGAAUAUCACGUUGUGAGUUUAAAUGUGUGAAUCUCAAGAGAGCUGCCACAUUCCCCUCUUCCCCUUUCCCUCCACUUGUGAAGGUGGACAGGUAAGGCCAGGUUGUAUUAUGCAGGUCAUUGCUUAAUGAUGUGUUUACAACUAUCUGGCCCCAAGUCUUCCCCUAUUCUGUCCUUUUUAAAACAUCCUUGUACGAGGCCAACAAACGCUUAGCUGAUGGGCACAGAGGGGGCAUACCGACGUAGGAGACCAAAACAAAAGAUAGCAUCUGUUUUCACUCAAACGACUUCUACUCCCACAUCUCAUUAUCAUUCUGUUUCCAUUCUGUUUCUGUGGCUUGUUUUUAAGGCCACACAGUGUCUCAGGAUUUCCACAUACCCCGCUACACCCCACACACCCACUUUCAUCCCUCCUCACCCCUUGACUAAGGCCUACCUAAGAUGACGGUUCUCGGAAGUUGAGGACCUGGAGGUAAACACGCAGUCUACCAGUCCAACGCAAAGAAAAGGUGGAAGAGUAAAACAAUGUAGGGAAAUAGCUGUGAAAACUACGGAGGAUCAUACAAUGCAAAAAUAUGCAAACUUUACAUUUUGCUGUUUGACUACAUCAUUUUCUAAGAGGUGACUGUAGUGUGUUGUGUGCUCAAAAAAAUAACUAAUGCCUGUAGAGUAGAAUGAGAAAAAUGGGUGCCUACCUGAGUUAUUUUUUAAAGCCAUUUUGCUAUCCAUUUCUUUUAUCCAUCCUUUACUUGCUCACAGAACAGCUGUGUCUGUGACACAGGAUUUAAUUAGACCACUCCACAUCACACAUACAUUCCCAAAUAUUGUCUCGUCUAGUAGUACUGUGUACUGCUUUGUCUGUUUGACACGUUUUAUCGUUUUGAAUUUAAUCUGUAAAUGAUCGUUUUACCAAGGUGCUCAUAUAUUAAAAUCACCCUCGUUUAAAGUGGAGAUGUGCCAAGAAUCCAACUCAGCUUCUCUGGAGACUGUUCAAUCAAAUACUCAAACUGAUUUUGCAAACCCAAAGGAGAUGACACAUGGAGAUGAGUGCAGUCAGUAGAGUAUUAGUCUGUUUUAUCAAACAUUUCAGCUCUUUUCAGUUUUAUUUUUCAGGCUAAACAGCGUUUGCAGGAAAUCCAGUGAUCUGUCUUGUUGGAUUUUAGUAUGUCCCUUGCUAUAUGAGAUGUUGUGCGUGGUAAGGUUUCGCGUUAAACAUGCUACUUACCUUGGCACAUAAACCAUCUAUAACCAGAGACCAGCUUUUACAAGUCAGCUGAUGCUAUGACAGAAAUGACAUCACAGGGAGAAUUUGACCUCAACCGCCCCAAACCGCUUCACUAUUUGAUCCAUUCAUAAAACACAUGGCGAGAAUAAAAUAUUUCUACCUAUUUUCAUUAUCAAUGAGGAAUUUGAAAAGGAAGUCUAAGGAAGUAUGUAGAUGUAAGAAAUUAUAUAAACUGAAACUAUUUUUUAUUGUUGAUAUGUUUUUUCAUGCUGCAAAAUUAAAGAGCAAGUAUUAUCCAGAUGUUGGGGAUUUUGCUCCCUCAUCACCGAUUUUUACUUUUGCACUUUACAUAGUUUCCCCCCCGUUUUAUUAAUUAUAAGAAAGAGCCGUCAGGCAGUGGACAUCAAUUGGUGACUCUAUUAGAAUAUUUAUCAUUUAAAGACCAAUCUUACAAAUUUUGAUGUAUUAUUCAACAUGUUUUCAGACUCAAACAUUAAAGUUUCUAUAGUUUUUCUCAGUGAGCAGCAUGUGCUUCAUUUUUUUACUUUUACAUGGAUUAAAAAAAAAUAAACAUGUAAAAACCACCGAAACAGAUAUAAAUAAAAUUUGAGAAUGUAUUUUAGCUCAUUUUUGUCACAUCCAGAAAUAAGAUCUAAAAUUGUGACUUGUGAAGAAAGUUCAUUUGUAAUCCUAAACAUCACUGGGGUGCUUUUUACAAACUUUUUGCUUUCCCAAAAUGCCCUUUGCCUUUUAGAAUGGCUGUUACAAAUGUACACACUUCUCCAAUUGCAUAAAUUAGAAGUCAAAUUAUUGCUAAGCCAAUAGCUACUUUGCAUAGUGAGGAGCUGACAAAACAAUGUUUUGCUACAUUAGCAAAGAAGCAAAUUGACUUGGAGUUGAUUCCUGUAGAUACCAGGUCAGCCGAACACAUUACAGAAAAUAUUCUCUGGAUUUCAGAAUCUUUAGGUAAUGGUUUACAUUGUCUUGGGAACACACACAGAGACUGGUGUUCAUAUCUACUAAUGCUAAGAGCACUAAUCACGCUAACUCCUAACAUAACAUGCUAAAUUCAGCUUUAAAAGGGCAUGCCAUCUGAUUUUGUUUUGGAUUAAAAGAGUAAACCCAUUUUAAAGCCUGUGCUCUCAAUAGGAUGUCAACUCUAUGACGGAGACAGAUAACAGAAAAAAUCUAAACAGAAAACGGUCACAAGUCUCUCAUCGGUGCAUCUCUACUUUAAAGGGACAUGGUAAGAAAUUAAGCCAACGAUCACAUAUCACAGCUGGUCCUUUUUUUCUUUUUAAGAAAAAACUGAAUACUGAAUUGUCCCAUGAAUAUUGACCCACAACUGUCAAAAAAAUGUAUCUGCAUUUUGGAAAAUGCACAGAGGUAUUGUUAUAGACAGCGAUUUCUGGUCACACCUCCAUCACAUUUUAAAAAUAUUUCAUCAGGUUUCUCACCUGGGUCGAAUUUUGUUUGCCUGAAUGAGAUGAGAGACGACUCCACACCUCUAGUUCAAAUGUGACACCCUGUUCACGUCACCAAUCCUCUCAGAUAGUUGAUACGGUACCAGGCAUGUCCUGCCAGUCUCUUCUUUUUUUUAUUUUAUGAUCCCCACCCAUCCACGCCUACAUGCACACACACAAACAUACACCUGACCCCACCCCUCGCUUGAAAUGUUUGAACACCUCUCCUCUGCAUGUCUUUGUGAUCAAGGUUAGCUGGGUGCAUGGAUACUGAAAAAAAAAAAUAAGGAAGAAAAAUAAAGCAGCAGACAAUUAUUUUGAGUCAGUGAAUGUGCAUUUCAUUUAACAUUCAGCAAUAAAAAGGAAUCCUUACCCCCUCUUCAUGUCAUUCCUGAAAUAUGCUAGAAAAAAAUAAGUUAAAAAUGCGAGACUGUCAUAGAUUGUAAAAUAAAGUGAAAAAUGAAUCCACCUGUUCAUAUGAAAAAUAAAUCUUUAUUCAUAUCA
Molecule: messenger RNA, 6941 nt
Organism: Poeciliopsis prolifica (blackstripe livebearer)
Lineage: Eukaryota; Metazoa; Chordata; Actinopteri; Cyprinodontiformes; Poeciliidae
Gene: nrg2a
Product: neuregulin 2a
Exons: 12
Coding region: 865-3060 (731 amino acids)
Biological process (GO): nervous system development; animal organ development; intracellular signal transduction
Molecular function (GO): signaling receptor binding
Source: RefSeq, a predicted model, not a curated record